Molecule: messenger RNA, 3978 nt
Organism: Lytechinus pictus (painted urchin)
Lineage: Eukaryota; Metazoa; Echinodermata; Echinoidea; Temnopleuroida; Toxopneustidae
Product: E3 ubiquitin-protein ligase TRIM45-like
Exons: 2
Coding region: 150-2042 (630 amino acids)
Biological process (GO): protein monoubiquitination
Molecular function (GO): protein binding; zinc ion binding; ubiquitin protein ligase activity
Source: RefSeq, a predicted model, not a curated record
GCACAAAGUCAUAUUGUAAUAGGAGUUCCGCGCACACAGUCAGUUCACGACCGUGCACGUAUAUACCAAGUUUUUACUCGUAGCUAUCUCUCACAACUAAGUAGUACUCAGUUUCGUUGAAAUAGUUUGUCUCUAGAGUUUAUAUAGCAAUGGCUGAAAAGAUUGAAAUUGAGAAAGCCUCUAGUUCUUCACAAAACCUGAUAUGCCCGCUAUGUCUUGAUAUUUUUGAUGAACCGACGAUCCUGAGGUGUGGACACACUUUCUGUCGUAAGUGUCUCAAGAAAUAUGAUCUGACCCACCAGGACAUUGACCACAUGGUCUGUCCUCUCUGCAGGGAGAUCACCAAGUUGUCUGCCAACCGUGUCGACGAUCUCCGCCUCAAUGUCUCCAUCAACGGAUUCGUAGACGACUACCACGCCAAGUGUGGAGGGAUGAAUGCUGUCCUUGAGAUGUGUACCAAAUGUACUGGUUGCAAGUUUCAGCAAGACGCUGUCUCCUUCUGCAUAACAUGUAAUAACUACAUAUGUGAUAAAUGUUUACAAUCUCACCAGUGCAUGACCCUCUUUGAAGAUCACGAGAUUGUCUCCGUGGAGGAUGUCAUCGAAGGGAAGGUCAGCAUUGGUCAUCAAUUUGAGAAAUGCUCCAUCCACAAACAAGAGAACAAAGAUAUGUUUUGUGAUGAUUGCAAGGUCCGUGUCUGUCUCAGGUGCGUGGUCGUUGGUCAUAAGGUCCAUAACAUCAAGAACCAGUCUGACUUCGAGCAUGAGUUGAGGCGAAAGGUGACAGAGCUUGCCAAGCAAUGUGCAGCUAAGAAAGCUGAGCUGGAAAAGAACAUUCAGAAUAUAGAAUUACAACGUCAUGAGGUACACACUGCCAUGCAGAAACUACUAGAUGAUGUCAGCCAGGCUUACAGCAUCAAGGUUAAAGAGCUGGAAGGAAAUCUUCAAGAUCUCAUCGAGCAAAUAAAUGAAUUGAAGCGAAGUUUCGAGGAUGAUCUCAACAUCCUAAAGUCCAAGGAUCGACAGAGGAUCAAGAGCAUUUGUAGUUCGAUUACAUUGGUAGAUAAUGACAGACUGGGUCAUCUUGAGACAGAUAGUCUGUCCGCUCAUAAUUUGCUUUGUAAUGAGCUAGAAGCUAUGCUGAAAGACGUUACCAAUCGCACUACUGCGGAAGUUAUUGCAAAGAAAGCACAGGAGAAGAGAUUGAAUCCUGGAGAUAAAUCUCGUCUUGACCUCGGGUUCAUCUCAGGAUCAGAUCCCAAGUUAGAAAUCAUUAAGUGUAUAGAUCUACGGGGAAAAAUGAUUGGAAUGACAGCUUACAGUCAUACCAGUGUGGCCAUCGUAUAUGGGAGUAGUGCACGAGGUAUUGAUAUCAUUGAUACAGCUGGUGGAACGGAGCAGUAUACAAACAUACCACAUGACGUGGGUUAUAAUGAUAUUGUGAUUCAACGGUACAGUGCUUUAUGUGUCUCAACUGGUAAUACAGAAGCACACGUGUAUUCUACCAAUGGCUCCAGGAAAGCAACAAUUAACGUGAGUGGGACUGGUUAUUAUCUCACACUGAACAGAAGUCCAUCAAAUGAGAUCCUCAUUGCUAACGGUGCAAACAAAGUCUACAUCUAUGACCCGACUGGAUCCACUCUCAAACACACUGUUCCAACAAAGCACAAGACAUGGCAGGUAUCAUCCACCAGGUCGGGUUUGAUCGUCACCAGUUCUUGUAAUUUCCUCAAUCCAAGGGUGGUGACGGUCUAUGACAGGGAUGGGAAUGCUGGUGAGUCUCUACAAGCUCCAAAGGAUGUCUACCUGUAUGCUGCCGUGGAUGAGCAGGACAGGGUGUAUGUAGCGAGUGUUGAUCGUAUGGGUUGCAAGGUGGUGAUCAGGCUCUAUGAUCUCGAUGGUCUGAACCUGAAGGAAAGAGUCGAGUUCAAAGCACUUAAUAUGACAUUGGGUGAUUAUUGGUGUUACUUGGUUUCCCUCUCUCCGGACCUACUCGCUUUUGCUUGUAACAAUAAGUUAUAUUUCAUCAAGGUAUUGCUGUAAUAAAGAGUAUCUCACUAGUGUGUUUAACAUGAACUAUUACUUUUUGUGCGAUUAUUUAUAGUGUAUCUGAAAUGAGAAUCCAAUAUGUUAAUAAACACCUUUCUGAAUUUGUUUACAUUUAGUGAUGUGUAUAUACACAGAAAUUUUAACACGAAUCGAAAAAACGUUCAUACACAUAAAAUAAUUUCAUCAUUGAAACUGGAAUAUCAAAAGACCAUUAUUUUUAAUUAUUUCGUGAAUCUGAAUUAACCACACAGUAGAAAAAAGAUAAUUACGUUGUUUAAGCCUGCCACUCUUAUAACAAGUUGUUUAAACUUCUUUUUGUAAUUAUUUAAACAUUUUAAACAACUUGUUUAAAAAGUUGAAAGUUGUAUUAAAAAUAGACAGAUGUUUAAAAAGUUUAAACAGUAGUUGUUAGAGAGACGAGCUUAAACAACGUGUUUAACAUUUUAAACAGCGUUUUUAAAGCGUAGUACUUUUGUUGUCAUUUAACUGGUGUAAUUAAGCUAGCGUUUAAUAUUUUCGGGUCUCUGUUAUAAUGGUUAUAGACAAUUCUUUCUUUUUUUCUUUUCUCUGCCCUUUCCUUUGUAUUGUUUAUUGUAUUGUAUUUUUGUCUUAGGCGUAUCCCGCCACAAGCCUCGGCUUUUAGGGUAUACGCCUUCUUCUUUAAACCCAACAUGUACAUAUUUAUAUUCUUCGUAACAAUUAGAUUUUUAUAUGAAUUAAUAUUAAUGGAAAAAUGUUUUGAAAUGGAAGAAAAUAAAUGCUUAUUUGUUUAUUUGAAUUCGACAAAGGACUAUUAUAUAAAACGAACUCUAUAUUUGUGAGUGUCAAGAUUUGUCUGUGUGGAAAUGUUUACAAUCGAUUUGAUGUGUUCUUGCAAGUCAGCCUAUUUGUUGUGGAGAUACGUCAAUACAAUCUCGAAAUCUGAAAAUGUCCUGUCCAGUGUUAUGAUGUGAAGAAAAGGCCUAAUAAUUACGGAUAUCAGUUGAAUUCUUUCCUAUUCGACCAUAAACCCAUUAAUCUGAAUAGGCCUAUAUUUCUAUUUGUGUGGAAUGUAUAGUCCUCACAAACCGAUUUAUACAUAAUUAUUUUCUUUUUAUGAAAUAUUACUUACAGGAACAUUAUUAUAUUUAUUUUAUAAUAAAACGCCUUACUGAAUGAUUGUAUGAUAUAAACAACAGCAACAAAUUAUACGAUUUUAACAUAUCCCAAUUUUACGAGGGCAUCAUUAUGUAUCAAAUAACCUGGUUUGUUUUGCUGUUGUUGUUUUGCCUUUAUUCAGAAUUCAGUACAUCAUAAUAUAACAAGGAAUAAGUAAUUAUUAAGACCUUAAUAUUUUCAUACAAUGCACAUUAUGAUAUGUAUUUUCAUUCAUUGCGCAAUAUGAUACGUUCUUUUUUCCUUUUUUUAAUAUGUUAGAUUGAUAAAUGAAUAAAGCAGACAGUGCCUGUAAUGUUUCCAAAAAAGAAAAAUAUUACAAUUUUCAUGAUAUAAAACAAUUUAAUCAAUGAAUCAUAAAAAAGAAUAUUUUGAGCAUCAUUGAAAUCAAUAAAAAUCAAGAUAUUUUGAACAAAGGUUUUCUUAUAAAACAUAAGAAAAUGUGGGUUACAUCAUGCCAUUAUGGCACGGUGUAUUUUAUUAAAUUUCUCAAUAUAAAAAUGAUGAAUAGCGGACUACGAGUUUAUAAAUUGCCGCUUGUUUCAUAACGCCCUCUUUCGAGAGAAUCCGGACAUGCUCUACGAACAACAUGAGAAUCAUAGAGAUGGAUAAAAUAAUUUUUUCCACCUCCCUGAAGCGAAUGUAUCUCUUGGAAAUUGAUUCUAUCCAAAGAUUAUAAAUAAGAUAUUUUUUCUUGAGAAAACCAGUUGUAAUAUUAUUGCUUGAAAAAAGUUGAUAAAAAGAAAACAAAUACAAAAGAACAUACAUACAGUUG